UAUAAGAGGACCUGCGCUCACCUGCUCCAGCUCAGACGUGGCCAGCUUGCCACACAGUAAACACGAGCGGAGGUUCGCGAUCAAAGACUAAAAUCAGCCGAAUUUUUAUAUGCAAAGAAAAAUUCAGAUAUAAUAUGUGGAAACUUUUGCUAAUUUGUAUCGUCAUGAGCGCAUUAUACACCGACGGAGAUGCUGCAUCAUCGGGUAAGUACACUCGCAAGGUGUCGCGCCGUCGGCGAGGCUACGCCGAUGGAUAUGCAGGUGGCUACGCCAGCAGCGGGGGCGGGGCGGGUGGCUACACGGGCACCUACGAUGACUACGAUGACUACGGCUACGCGCCCAACGUUGGCAUCACGGAUCCCUACCUGUUCCACCAGCAGCUGACCAACCAGAUUCUGGCCCAGAACUAUGCAACCCAACAAGCUAUAACGGGACUGGCCACGUCCGGCAAUGCGUACGCAUCUGCGGAUGCGACCAUAAGCGAUGAUGACACUCGCAUCCAGCAGCAGAUCGCCGCCCAGCAGGCCUACCACGACAACCUGGUGCGCCAGAAUAGCUACCGAGGCGGCUCCAACUCGCACCGCUAUGCGCCCAGCUAUGCCCUGGCCUCUGGCACCAUCGGCGCCAAUGGACACAGGCAAACGGCCUACAUCAGUCCGGCUAAUCCGGCAUCGCCCAAUAUCGUGAACCGGUUCGGCGGAUCCAGCAGCGGCGGUGGUGGCUACAAGGGCGUCUCUGUCUCCUCGUACAGCAGCAGCAACGGCGACGGCACCAGUCGCCGUGGUGCACAGACCACCGUCAACGACAACGGCAAGGUGACGUCGUACUCGGUGCACUCUUAGGGUGGACCCAAACGCGACUUAACGCAACUCCUGGUGUUUAGCAUAACAUAUAUAUGAUAUAAACCUAACGAAAGCUAAUCAUUCUCUAUUUAUAUGUUUUGAGACA
Drosophila arizonae is the source of this 948-nucleotide messenger RNA. RefSeq lists its product as uncharacterized. Lineage: Eukaryota; Metazoa; Arthropoda; Insecta; Diptera; Drosophilidae. The record is from RefSeq and is a predicted model, not a curated record.